GUGCAACUAAGGAAAAUGACAAGUGAUGAAGCAACCAUUAUCUCAGGGACAAAGCUUGCUAAACAAGUUUUGAAAGAAGUUCAAAGGGAUGUAGAAUCGUGGAUAUCCUCUGGAAACAAGAGACCUCAUCUCACUGUCAUAUUAGUAGGAGACAAUCCAGCUAGUCAUAUCUAUGUCAGAAACAAGAUAAAAGCAGCUGCAGCUGUAGGCAUUUCUAGUGAGAUCAUACUGAGGCCUAAAGAUGUUUCUCAGGAAGAACUCUUAGAUAUGACCGUAAAACUGAACAAGGAUUCAACAGUUACUGGUUUGUUAGUUCAGCUACCUCUCCCAGAUCACAUAGAUGAACGAACAGUUUGUAAUGCUAUUGCACCUGAAAAGGAUGUGGAUGGAUUUCAUAUUAUGAAUAUCGGACGUCUGUGUCUUGAUCAGCCUUCUAUAAUACCUGCCACUGCUGCUGCCGUGUGGGAAAUGAUAAAAAGGACAGGAAUACAAACAUUUGGAAAAAAUGUUGUUGUAGCUGGAAGAUCUAAGAAUGUUGGAAUGCCUAUUUCAAUGCUUUUACAUACUGAUGGAGAGCAUGAAAGGCCUGGAGGUGAUGCUACGGUGACCAUUACUCACAGAUACACACCAAAAGAGCAGCUCAAGAUCCAUACACAACUUGCUGACAUUGUAAUAGUAGCUGCAGGUAUCCCAAAGCUGAUUACAACUGAUAUGGUCAAAGAAGGUGCAGCUGUGAUUGAUGUAGGCAUCAACUAUAUCCACGAUCCUCUCACAGGAAAGACCAAAUUAGUUGGGGAUGUGGACUUUGAAGCAAUGGGGGCAUUGAGUGAAGAGUCAGCUAUUACUGUUUCAUCCCUCAGCACAGACUUAUGGAAUAAUUGGACAAAAAACCACGCUGAAGUAGACUACACAGAGCAGCCAAAGCUCUUGAAACUCAUGCAGACCUGUCUUGAAGAACACCACAGCUAUUGUAUCAAUGGGCUCUGUGCUUUCCACAGUGAAUUGAGGAAACCCAUAUGCAAGUGCCUGGCAGGAUAUAAUGGAGAGAGAUGUGAACAUCUAACACUAAAUUCAUAUGCACAUAAUUCUUACGAACGCUACAUUGCUGUGGGAAUUGGUGUAGGAAUACUGACAAGUGGGAUACUUGCUAUCAUCUACUGCUACGUAAGAAAGAGAUGCAGGAAAUUGAAAUCACCCUACAAAGUCUGCAUGGGCGAGACAGCGUUGUGAAGAUGGGGCAUUGGGACACUUACCAAUUUGCCUGUAAAUGAGAGGAAGUUCUGCUGGGAAGGCCACCCCGCGCCAUCUGGCAGGUACCCCAGCCUCGCUGAUGAGAUGAAAUAAAGGGAAUGACAGAGCGAGUACAUAUACGGAACUUCUGCAGAACUGGCGGGCUCCAUUCACUGUUGAAGAAAGACUUCCUCCUUUUUAGUAAAGGUUGCUAGAUGAGCAGGUCCAAACAGCUAAGGAUACUUGCAGCCCUCUCAAUACUCUCCUGUGUUUGGUAUUUGCUGAGGGAAGGACUGGUUGGUUUUAGCUGUUUUCAGUCAUUUCAUGCCAUAGUACAGUGUUCUGCUCUGGUCUUUUCUGUCUUUUUUUUGUUUGUUUGUUUUGUUUUGUUUUGUUUUGUCCCUCCCCUUCUUUUUCCUCCUCUGGAGGAAAAGCACAACCUGUCUCACAAUGGAGUUGUGUUCUGAACAUCAUAUGCUGACAAGAAACCAUUUGGGUUCUGAUUUCAGUGUCUGCUGCCUAUGUGUGUGGAUAAACAGCCCUCUUCCAACGCAGCAGUUAUCUUCAGUGUGCUAAGCAAAGUAUAGGCUUCUGCUGCCCUAAAGGACAAAAUCAUAAAAUGCUUUGGACUGAGGAAAAUGGAUGGUUCUCAAACUUACUUGAGCUUAGGAAUAGAGAGUAAGCAAUUCCUGGAAAAUUAGAUCAUGACACCUCCGAGUGUGGCAAGUUUUCAGAAGCAAAGGAAUUGGACAUCUUUCUCAAAAUGGAUUAUUGAGUGUGCUCAUGACCAAGAACUCUACUCUUCCCUAACAUCAUAUAGCAGCUCAUCAGAUUCACAGAACUUCAGGCAGUACAUUACCUUGGUACACCGUGAUUUCAGCGCAAGACUUCAGUUGCAGGAGAAACUGAAAUUUUGUUAUGAAACUUCAGUAUACCUUUGCCCAGGAAACAGACUUUAUUUAUUCUAUUCUCACAUUAUGUGCACAAUGUGACCACCCAAAUAGGAAAUAAAUUACUUUAGGAAUUUUGUUCCACCCUGGAUGAACAGAUUUACAUAUCAGAUACUUGUUUUUCUUCAUCUUGUCUACGAAGAAUUGCAAAGGUAAAAAGAUUUUGUUCAAGGAAAAGAGAAGAAAAUUGGUUUUGGAGACCAUGGCACUAACUGUGACUUCUCACUGACAGCUGAGAGUGUUUGCCAGUGCUGAUAAGACUGGAGAUGUCUCUAAGAGGUUUUCAUUUCAGCUGUUGUAUGUUGUAGACGCAUCUGCUAUGCUUAGUCAUCUACAAGAAAAAGGCAGUUCGGUAUUUUGUGAUUUUAUGGGAUGAUACAGGCUCCUACAUUUAGGUGCCCUGCUGAAAUGCUCAAUUUCUUUGUUAUGUGAGUUAAUUUUCACAAUAGGAUGCAUGUCAUUUGUUGAAAAAAACCUGUGUAUUUGUGAGACUACAAUGAUAAUGUUGAAAUGUGUCUGAAAGACUGGGCUUUGAAAGGAUAAAUAUACAUUUUGCACUCAAGUGGUCUGAAGUUCAGUGGGCUUCUCACACAGAGGCAUCCUGGUCAGUAGCUGAGUCAGCUUGGCUCUCUGAUGCCAGUAAAUAAAACAACAUGUCACACACUGGUUGGUUGGAGUCCCUGUGCAACAGCCUGAAGCAAGCGACACGUGCAUGCAGAGAAAGGAUUGGUGAGGAGCUGGAUGGAGAUGGACACCAGUCCUUUCCUCUGUGCAUUGACAUGAGCAUUUUGUAAGAGGCACUGAGCUGAUUUUCCAACUUUUUCAGCCUUUGUGUUUUCUUUAUCUCAAGUUAAAUCUUCAGAUCUCUGUAUUGUUCGCUCAUUUCUAUUAUUCUAACCUUUUCUUAGUAUCCACUGAGAGACAACUUCUGCUUUUCACAAUUUUCAAGUCAGCUUUCAGUAGCUGCCCUCAUAUUUUGUGUCGCAUGUAUAGAGUGAGAGUGCAAUUAGCUGUGAAUUACAAUCUGCGAAUCUGCACAUUAACACACAAAAAACACCAUUCACCCCUAGCACACACUGGACAGACUGACAGACUGAACGGAAACACCUAUUAGAAACAUGCAUGUUGUCGGGGAAACACAGGUGAGAGAUCUUUCUCGUUGAUCUCAGAGACGAUUUUAGAGCUAGAUGAGCCAAAGGAUGAAAAGCCUCAAAGUUUUUGUCAUGAGUGAAUUUCCUUCUCCGCAGUGAGUAGUCUUUUCCUGCAUGCACGUGGGGAAUGUUGCAUUCACUUCUAGAGGACCAGCCCUUCUGCAUCACAGAGGCUGUGUCUUGGGGCAGACACGCACAGCAGCACAACUUGUGCAGGGUGUACAUGCAGUUGUUAAAGGAGUCCUAAGGGCAGAAGUUUGAACAACUGAACUUGUCCAAAGAAAGCUGUUGGAGGGAGAUGGGUUUUGUUUGGGUUUAACCAUUUGCAUGUCCUCUUACUGACUUUUUUGACACCUUUUACAUACCAGUGGCCAAGCAAGUGCCUUGCAGGGUAUGCAAGUGCUUUCUCAAACGUAUUUACUCAUUGCAGUGAAACAGUCUGUACCUGUAGAAACACACAUUGUCUUCCUUUUUUUUUUUGAUGUAGGUUAAACAUAAUGAGAAAAGAAGGUUUAUUGGAAGGCUACGAUUUAUCAG
Messenger RNA from Athene cunicularia (burrowing owl), 3868 nucleotides. RefSeq names its product probable bifunctional methylenetetrahydrofolate dehydrogenase/cyclohydrolase 2. Lineage: Eukaryota; Metazoa; Chordata; Aves; Strigiformes; Strigidae. Gene Ontology annotation, cellular component: mitochondrion. The transcript has 11 exons. Gene Ontology annotation, biological process: tetrahydrofolate interconversion. The record is from RefSeq and is a predicted model, not a curated record. Gene Ontology annotation, molecular function: methylenetetrahydrofolate dehydrogenase (NADP+) activity; methenyltetrahydrofolate cyclohydrolase activity; methylenetetrahydrofolate dehydrogenase (NAD+) activity. The coding region runs from base 16 to 1230 and encodes 404 amino acids.